AUGACCCAAAAUAUCAUCCUUGGCCUGCGCAGCGUCCAGGUGCUCUUUGCCAUUAUUGUUCUCGGUCUCACAGCCUACGCCGUCAACUCCUCGCAAGGGAGCUCCCCGGAUGAAGUCAACUUCCUUCUCUUCGACGCCAUAUGGACCAUGCUCAUUGCUGUUCCCUACCUCGUUCUCUCACCACUCUACUUCCCCGCUGUAGCGCAUAAGUAUGCCCUCAUCGCUGCCGAGGCGAUCACGCUGCUCUUCUGGUUCGCCGGCUUCAUCGCUCUCGCUGCCUUGCUGCCCCCAGCUGGCAUUUGCAAGCACUAUACCUUCUGCAAAGUCCUGCAGGCUGCGACGGUUUUCGGGGCGUUCGAAUGGCUCCUUUUCGUCGCAACGGCUGUUCUCGUCGUCGUCCUCCCCUUGGUGCGCGGCAGAGAAACUCACAAACCUGAGGCGGGAGUAAACAUGCAAGCCCAUGUCGGCGUGUAA
This is a messenger RNA of Paracoccidioides brasiliensis Pb18, 474 nucleotides long. RefSeq lists its product as uncharacterized. The transcript has 3 exons. Gene Ontology annotation, cellular component: membrane. Bases 1 to 474 code for a protein of 157 amino acids. The record is from RefSeq and is a predicted model, not a curated record.